Molecule: messenger RNA, 1392 nt
Organism: Eruca vesicaria subsp. sativa (arugula)
Lineage: Eukaryota; Viridiplantae; Streptophyta; Magnoliopsida; Brassicales; Brassicaceae
Source: the annotation of a GenBank genome assembly
AUGGAGAACAAGCAAGCAAAGAGAAGGAUAGUGUUAGUUCCAGUUCCAGCACAAGGACAUGUAACUCCCUUUAUGCAACUUGGUCAGGCCCUUAGCUCGAAAGGCUUCUCAAUUACAGUUGCUCAGGGACAGUUCAAUUGUGUAAGCCCUCCACAAGGCUUCCCUGGGUUUCAAUUUGUCACCAUACCAGAAAGCUUACCAGAAUCUGAAUUGAAGAGACUUGGGAUGGUAGAGUUUGCUAUCAAGCACAACAAAACCAACGAGGCAAGCUUCAAGAAUUGUAUAGCUCAGUUGUUACUGCAACAUGGUAAUGAUAUUUCAUGUAUUAUCUAUGACGAGUCCAUGUACUCAUGUGAAGCUGCAGCUAGAGAAUUUAAUAUUCCUAGUGUCAUCUUCACAACUACAAGUGCUACAAACCAUGCAUCACGAUGCGUUUUCAGCAAACUCAAUGCCGAAAGGUUCUUCUCCGACAUAGAAGGUGCCCUAAACCAUAGCUUAAUGGCUUAUCAUCCAGAGUUGAAAGAGAAGGUGGUGGAAAACUUGUAUCCAUUAAGAUACAAACACCUACUACCUUCAGGACUUGGGCCAUUAGAGCCACUUUUGGAGCUUCGUAGGGAAGUAGUCAACAAAAGAACAGCCUCUGCUUUCAUCAUUAACACGUCGAGCUGUCUAGAGAGCUCGUCUCUGUCAUGGCUUCAACAAGAACUCAGAAUUCCAGUGUACUCCUUAGGCCCUCUUCACAUUACAGCUUUAGCGUCUUCAAGUUUAUUGAAACAAGACAGGAGCUGCCUUGAAUGGCUGAACAAGCAGAAACCGAGGUCAGUCAUAUACAUAAGCCUGGGAAGCAUGGCUCACAUGGAAACCAAGGAAGUUUUGGAGAUGGCGUGGGGGUUGUCUAAUAGUAACCAACCAUUCUUAUGGGUCACUCCAAAUGGUGAUGAUGGAAUAGAGUUAUUUUCAGAGGAACUGAGUAAGAUGGUGUCAGAAAGAGGAUACAUUGUGAAAUGGGCACCGCAGACAGAAGUACUUGCGCAUCCUGCUGUGGGAGGCUUUUGGAGCCACUGUGGAUGGAACUCAACGCUCGAGAGCAUUGCGGAAGGAGUUCCAAUGAUUUGCAGGCCUUUUCAUGGUGAGCAGAAGUUUAACGCAAUGUAUAUAGAAAGCGUCUGGAGUGUAGGGAUACAGCUUGAAGGUGAAGUGGAAAGAGGACAGGUCGAGAGAGCUGUGAAAAGGUUGAUCGUGGAUGAAGAAGGUGCAUGCAUGAGGGAGAGAGCACUUGUUCUAAAAGAGAAGGUCAAAGCCUCUGUUAGAGCUGGAGGCUCCUCAUACAAUGCAUUGGAUGAGCUCGUCAAGUACUUGAAGACAGGCUGAGAAGCUGCACCUCAUGUAUUA